Indicator indicator is the source of this 2832-nucleotide messenger RNA. RefSeq names its product WD repeat domain 3 (gene WDR3). Gene Ontology annotation, molecular function: snoRNA binding; protein binding. The transcript is spliced from 26 exons. Gene Ontology annotation, cellular component: Pwp2p-containing subcomplex of 90S preribosome; small-subunit processome. Bases 1 to 2817 code for a protein of 938 amino acids. Gene Ontology annotation, biological process: maturation of SSU-rRNA. Lineage: Eukaryota; Metazoa; Chordata; Aves; Piciformes; Indicatoridae. The record is from RefSeq and is a predicted model, not a curated record.
AUGGGCCUCACGCGGCAGUAUCUGCGCUACGGGCCGGCCGCACUCUUCGGGCUGGUGGCCAGUGCCAGGGCUAACGUGGUCUUCGUUACGCUGCGUGGUGAGCGGGGCCGCUGCGUGGCCGUGCCUGCCUGCGAGCACGUCUUUGUUUGGGAUACGCGGAAAGGAGAGAAGGUUCUUAUCCUUAAAGGUCUCAAGCAGGAGGUCAGUUGCCUCUGCCCUUCUCCAGAUGGGUUGCACUUGGCUGUUGGGUAUGAAGAUGGAUCAAUCCGUAUCUUCAGCCUUCUAAGUGGAGAAGCAAAUGUCACUUUCAAUGGACAUAAGGCUGCAGUUACAGUCAUGCAGUAUGACCAUUUGGGUGGCCGGCUGGUAUCUGGCUCAAAGGAUACAGAUGUCAUUGUGUGGGAUGUCAUCAAUGAGAGUGGCUUGUAUCGGCUGAGAGGACACAAGGAUUCAGUCACUCAAGUCCUUUUCUUGAAGGAGAAGAACCUCUUGGUCACCAGUGGCAAAGACACCUUGGUGAAAUGGUGGGAUCUGGAUACCCAGCACUGCUUCAAAACUCUAGUUGGACACCGUACUGAGGUUUGGGGGAUGGCUUUGCUAUCUGAAGAGAAGCGUCUGAUCACUGGGAGUGGUGACAGUGAGCUGAGGGUGUGGAAUAUUGCUUACAUCCAGGAGGUAAAAGACCCUGAUGAGCCAGAAUCAAAGAAAAGCAAAGGAUCUUCACCUGGAGUAGAAGAAAACACUGAAGAGGAUGAGACCCUAGAGUUGGAUGAGCAGCCUGAAGAUCGCCUUGUAAAGUGCAGCAAAGUUGGGUCCAUCAUGCGGGAAGGGAGAGACCGAGUAGUGACUCUCGCCACGGACCGAACUGGCAAGAUUUUGGCCUGCCAUGGAACAGAUGCUAUUUUGGAAGUGUUCUCUGUCCUUUCUGAGGAGGAAGUCAAAAAAAAAUUGGAAAAGAAAAUGAAGAAAGCGAAGAAAAAAGCCAAACAGAACUCUGAGGAGGAGCCUGAAAGGAGUGUGGAGCUGAGCCUGCAGGAGGAGAUUCAACGGGUCACUAACAUCAAAGCUUCUUCUAAAAUCAAGUCCUUCGACUUGAUUCUCUCUCCAAAAGGAGAGCUGAAGAUCGUACUGCUGCUCCAGAACAAUGUCAUUGAGUCAUACAACCUGAACCUGUCAGUACAGGUCCCACAGGCUGUCCGUGCAUCCAAGAUAACCAUUGGAGGCCACCGCAGUGAUGUCAGGACAUUGGCUUUUAGCUCUGACAACAUUGCCAUUCUCUCAGCAGCUGCAGAGUCUGUGAAGAUUUGGAACAGAUCGACCUUGCAGUGCAUCCGGACGAUGGACUGCGAGUACGCGCUCUGCUCGCUGUUUGUCCCAGGAGACCGACAGGUCAUCCUUGGCACCAAGACUGGGAAGCUGCAGCUGUAUGACCUGGCUUCUGGGAGUCUGAUAGAGACACUGGAUGCUCAUGAUGGAGCGGUGUGGUCUAUUGCUCUUUCCCCAGACCAGCAUGGCUUUGUGACAGGAGGUGCUGAUAAAUGUGUCAAGUUCUGGGAGUUUGAGCUUGUGAAGGAUGAGAGCAGUGUACAGAAGAGGCUUUGCAUGAAACACGUGCGCGUUUUGCAGCUCGAUGAAGAUGUUCUCUGCGUGCGGUACAGCCCCAACCAGAAGCUGCUGGCUGUUUCCUUACUGGACUGCACUGUGAAGAUCUUCUACGUUGAUACACUCAAGUUUUUCCUCUCGCUGUAUGGACACAAGCUGCCAGUGCUGUGUAUGGACAUCUCCUAUGAUGGGACUCUAAUUGCAACUGGCUCUGCUGACAGGAAUGUGAAGAUUUGGGGCUUGGAUUUUGGGGACUGUCACCGCUCUCUCUUUGCCCAUGAUGACAGUGUGAUGUAUCUGCAGUUUGUGGCAAAAUCCCAUCUCUUCUUCACAGCUGGGAAGGACAGCAAGAUAAAGCAAUGGGAUGCAGAUAAAUUUGAGCACAUCCAGACGCUGGAGGGGCAUCACAAGGAAGUGUGGUGUCUGGCACUCAGUCCCAAUGGAGACUACGUGGUGUCAUCAUCCCAUGACAAGUCCCUGCGCCUCUGGGAAAGGACGAGGGAGCCACUUAUUUUGGAAGAGGAGAGGGAGAUGGAACGAGAAGCUGAAUAUGAAGAGAGCGUGGCAAAGGAAGAGCAGCCUGUGGUGGCUGGAGAGAUGCAAGGAGAGACGGGGCUGGCAGGAAAGAAGACCAUUGAAACCAUCAAAGCGGCUGAGCGGAUCAUGGAAGCUGUCGAGCUGUACAGAGAAGAAACGGCGAAACUAAAGGAACACAAGGCCAUAUGCAAAGCUGCAGGAAAAGAGGUUCCGUUUCCUGUCAAUCCCAUCCUCCGUGCCUAUGGAAAUAUCACACCUUCUGCAUAUGUGCUAGAAGUUUUCAAGAAGGUCAAGUCAAGUGAGUUGGAAGAGUCUCUCCUAGUGCUGCCCUUCUCCUAUGUCCCUGACCUGCUCAAACUCUUCAAUGAAUACAUUCAGCUGGGUUCAGAAGUUGAACUCCUGUGCCGAGCUCUCCUCUUCCUGCUCAAGAUACAUUUUGGACAGAUCACAGGCAACCACAUGUUGGUGACAGUGAUAGAAAAUCUGAAGAAAACCACCAUCUCGAGAGUCAGUGAGGCCCGGGAUGUGUUGGGAUUCAACAUGGCAGGGCUCCAGUUCCUGAAGAGAGAGAUAGAGGCCAAGGAUGAGGUGACGUUUUUUACUGAUGCUACUGACCGUUUUGAGGAGAAGAAGAGGAAGAGGAAGAAGAAAGAGAAGAUGGUUCUUGCAGUGCUUUAGCAUUUGCUGCCCAAG